AUGAGGAAGAUGGAUGGAGUGGAUGUAAAAGAGCAUUUGCCCAUUGGUUUCUUCGAAACUGUUCGAUCAACCAACUGGAUCGAAAGACGAGAUGUGCUCUCAGCACUCAUUGAUAACUUAUCGCAUUACCCACACAUUGAUCCCAAAAUAAAGUACAGUGAAAUUCUUGCCGAGUUAAAAAUGAUCAUAUCCAAAGAUUCAAAUAUUGUCGUUGUAACACUGGCAUUGCGAGCACUAGCAGCAUUUGUUAAAGGAUUACGAAAAAAUUUUAUGAAAUAUAUACCUAUGGUCCUUCUCCAUGUAUUGGAGAAAUUUAAAGAAAAGAAGGCAUCAGUUAAGGAAGCUGUUGUGGAUUGCUUAUCACUUAUUGCUGAAUACUGUGAUGCCACAAUGCUUUCUAGUCCCAUAUGUGAAGCUUUGGAAAAAACCGCAAAUCCCACUGUGAAAGCAAAUAUAGAUCAGUGGAUUUAUUGUAUCCUAUGUCACUAUCAACGAAGUGCUGUACCUAUAGCGUUUAUCAGAAGUAUUGCACCAUAUCUUGUUAAACACAGCAAAGAUAGUGAUCCAGAUGUCCGUGAGGGAAGCUGCAUGGUUUUUGGCGCUAUUUUGCGAUUAGUUAAAGAAAAAGUAGCAGCUUCUAUCGCCGAUGAUGUAUUCUGUGACAAAACGAAAUCAAAGAAAAUAAUCGAGUACUCGGAAAAAGCCGAGAAGGAUUUUGAAGAAUAUAGGCAGGCACGAAUCGGAACGGAUAUCGCUUUGGAAUCUUGUUCUCUGAGCGGAAAUAUGGAAUGUCAUAAAGAAUCAGUUGGUGGUUUAGUCCAGUCUAACGCAGCGCUUAGCUCCUGGGAAUUGCUGACUGAAACAAAAAUCAGUGAUAAAAUCCCACAUGAUAUACAGUUAAAGUUGGCAUCAAAAAAAUGGAUCGAUAGGAAAGCAACUUUGGAGAUGCUGUAUAAUAUUCUGGAGAACAAUCCGCGACUUUGCCCUGAUGAAGAUCAUUCAGAGUUGAUUGGAAUCCUGUGUAAGUUACUCGAGAAAGAUACGAAUAUUAAUGUAGCUGCAGUUGCAGCGAAGUGCAUAACAGGUUUUGCAAAUGGCUUGCGUUAUAAAUUCGCUAUAUUCAUACCAAAAAUUUAUGUUUCUGUUUUCGAAAAAUUCAAAGAGAAGAAAUUAAUUCUUCGUCAGCCAUUAAUUGUACUUUCUGAUGUCCUUGCUUUAUUUACUCCUCUUUCUACAUAUAUCGAGGUUGUGAGGAUUGCAUUGCAAAAGCCUAAUCCACAGAUAAAGACACAAACUGCUCUCUUCCUCUCAAGAUUAUUGCGUCAACACAAUAUGCAUACUUUACCGUUGGACUGUGUAACGCAGAGGCUUGCACCAGCACUUACUAAGCUAUCCUUUGAUGCGGAUCCAGAUAGUCGUGAAGCGUCGUUUGCAGCAAUUGGAGCCAUCAUGAGAAUUGCUGGCGAGAAUGUGGUGAAUGAUUACUGCGGUGAAAUCAUGCAUGAUAUUAAUAAAUCGACAAAGGUUCGUCAGAACUGUGAAAGUCUGAUACAAGAAUUUGGACUAAAUGCUUCUGCUUCAAUUCUACAGUUACAUCAGAGAACAUGCUCAAUAAUAGCUCCUUCAAAAGUCGGAAGCCACAAAUCGCUCAAUGCUGAUGCAAGGAUGGACUCAAAAUGUAAUAUUAAGACCACAAAAAAAGUGCCUCAUAGAGUGAUUUCAAAGUCAAAAUUUAAUAGUGCGACAGUGUCUGCAGUUGGAAAUCAAUCGGCGCAUUUUGUAUUUUCGACUGCUUCAACCAAACUAAAAUGUAUUCACGUACAGGAAACUAAUACAACUAGAAGUCAUGAAAAGAAUAGUUCAAGCGAAAAAGACAUAUUUUUUGAUGCUUCAGAAGGAGUGGACGUUCUAUCAGGCAGUUCUAGUGAUCCCGACAAUUCACUGAGGAGGAACGAAACAUAUAUUGUAGAUGAGAAAAGAACUGCAAUUACAGAAGAAUCAGUUCCAUUGCAGUCUGCUAGUCGUGAAAUAAAGCAGUUUGGUACAGCCAGCGUCAGAAAUCCAUUGGACCGCAAUGGUGGAUCUCGCUUACCUACUUUGACACUAAGGCCUACAUGUGGAAGUCGCAUUCCUAUACCUGUCUACAAACGAACAUGA
Messenger RNA from Brugia malayi, 2157 nucleotides. RefSeq lists its product as uncharacterized. Lineage: Eukaryota; Metazoa; Nematoda; Chromadorea; Rhabditida; Onchocercidae. Gene Ontology annotation, molecular function: microtubule plus-end binding; microtubule plus end polymerase activity. The coding region runs from base 1 to 2157 and encodes 718 amino acids. Gene Ontology annotation, cellular component: microtubule plus-end; kinetochore; centrosome. Gene Ontology annotation, biological process: microtubule polymerization; establishment or maintenance of microtubule cytoskeleton polarity; mitotic spindle organization. The record is from RefSeq and is a predicted model, not a curated record. The transcript has 16 exons.